This is a messenger RNA of Labrus bergylta (ballan wrasse), 581 nucleotides long. RefSeq names its product phosphoenolpyruvate carboxykinase [GTP], mitochondrial-like. Gene Ontology annotation, biological process: propionate catabolic process; hepatocyte differentiation; cellular response to dexamethasone stimulus. Gene Ontology annotation, molecular function: manganese ion binding; phosphoenolpyruvate carboxykinase (GTP) activity; GTP binding. NCBI's taxonomy places the organism in Eukaryota, Metazoa, Chordata, Actinopteri, Labriformes, Labridae. Gene Ontology annotation, cellular component: cytosol. The record is from RefSeq and is a predicted model, not a curated record.
AUGUUGUCAGGAGUUCCUCUGGUCUAUGAGUCCUUCAACUGGCAGCACAGAGUCUUUGUUGGAGCAGCCAUGAGGUCAGAGGUCACGGCAGCUGCUGAGCAUAAAGGAAAGGUCAUUAUGCAUGACCCCUUUGCCAUGCGUCCAUUCUUCGGUUACAACUUUGGUGACUACCUCGCUCACUGGUUGAGCAUGGAGCGCAGGAAGGCCCCCACUCAUUUACCCAAGAUCUUCCAUGUUAACUGGUUCAGGAAGGACCCCGCAUCUGGCUCCUUCCUCUGGCCCGGAUUUGGUGAAAAUGCCCGCGUGCUGGAGUGGAUCUUCAAGCGCUGCGGCAGGGAGAGUGAGGAUGAAGCAGCCAAGAAGAGCAUUAUCGGCUGGCUGCCAGUAGAUGGCGCCGUCGACACUAAAGGUCUGAGUGGCAACGUGGAUAUGGGUGCUCUGUUUGACGUGCCUGUUCCUUUCUGGCAGAAGGAGACAAAAGAGUUGAGAGCUUACUUCACUCAGCAGGUUGGAGCUGAUCUGCCAGCUCAGGUGGAGGCUGAGCUGAAGGCUCUGGAGGACAGAGUACACAAUUAAAAACC